Xiphophorus maculatus (southern platyfish) is the source of this 3446-nucleotide messenger RNA. It is a transcript of the gene zmat1, whose product is annotated as zinc finger matrin-type protein 1-like. Gene Ontology annotation, molecular function: zinc ion binding; nucleic acid binding. Lineage: Eukaryota; Metazoa; Chordata; Actinopteri; Cyprinodontiformes; Poeciliidae. The record is from RefSeq and is a predicted model, not a curated record. The transcript has 7 exons. Bases 1335 to 2975 code for a protein of 546 amino acids.
GUGAGGCUUCAGUCACAGAUUCUGAAACAGUAAUAAACAGUAAAACUGAUAGUACCAUGGUUAAAGCAAAAAUGUAAGAAGUGCACACCUCCGGAUGACCGGUGAUCUGCAGCAACAGACGGGGGAGGGGGAACGGCAUUACUCUGCUCUCUCUUUGGCACCGUUUAAGAAGACCUGCUGUGUUGUAGAAACAACAUGGCAGAACGUCUGUGGGUUUGAUUUAUUUGUUUUCAAUCUUGUUGAACCUUGACACAAGCCCAUACCUACUUGAUUACUACUGACGUUAUGAGCAGCUUUGCUUUUGAACAUUUACCUGAAAAGUUCACCAUUACAGCUUCAGUGACGCAGUGUUCAUCUUGGCCCCAGUAUGUAUCCGUCAUGUUCUAAAGGCCAUACAUACACCAUAUCAUUUAGUCUAUCAAAUUUAAAUUAUUUUCAAUAUUUUUGGACAUUUGCUUUAAAAUAGCCCGUUAUGAACAGCUUUUGCAUAAAAGCUGUGUAAAAGACUAGAAAAAUAAUCAUGGAUUGCACAAUUUGUUAGACAAUAAUAGUGACACCAAACACCCAUGUUUUAUGCAACCAAAGCCAUUUAUUUUUUAAAUGACACAAAAAAAUAUAUUCUUUUGACCAUGCUCAUUAUUAAUUGGAGUUGUACAGAAAUGCUAUUACAGUAACAGUAGCAUCGACAACAGCAACAAAUUAACAUAAAAUAUGAGAAAACAAUAUAAACAAUUAGUUUCAUGCGUGGUAAAUCGAAUGUUUCAGUAACCUUAAUGAACUGAUAAUUAUUGUAUUUAUUUCUGAGUGGGAACAAGUUAUAGAAAUUCAGACAUCCUGUGAUGCCAAUAAAUGAUUAGUUAUUUUCUUCUAUGUGCAGUACAAUCGCACAACUUACUGUAAGUAAUCUUAAUAGGUAAGUUUUGAUUUUAAAGCAGUAUUUGUAUGUAGGGAUACAUUUGCGGUCCAGAUUUAUGGAUUUGUAUUAUAAAUCACACAAAGUAAUUAAUAUAAAUAAACCAUAUUUUACUGGUAUUCUAGCCAAAGUGUUAAUUCAGGUUGGUUAUAUUGAAUUGUUCUCUGAAUACUUUUUAAAUGUAGAAAUAUUAUUGUUUUAAAUUUUCAAAGUAGAAAAUAUUUUAUAGACUUUUAUGUGAAAUUUAUGGUGAGAUAAAAUCGAUCAGAAGCCAGAGAAGCAGGUGGAUUCUGACAGAGUUAAUUUAAUUCGUCCUCACAAUGUUCUUAAACUUUCUUUUCUAUGAAACAUCUGAGGGGAGCCGUGGCAAAACUUCAGAACAAAGCGUUUCAUAAGGCAUUGCUUGAGUUUUUUGGUCGUCAUGAUUAAUUGUAUUUUAAUUCGUUUUUGUCGUGUAGAACAAAAGAGUGACGAAGAGCUGCUACAGGGUCUCCUCACUGACUAUUAUUGCCACAUUUGCUCUUCUAACCUGAUGUUUGAAGCCAAUCGGGUGGCCCAUUAUGAGGGAAAACAACACUCUCAAAAAGUCAAAACUUAUCUGAAUGCUAUGAGAGCAGAUCUGGGCAGAGGUUGCCAGAACAUGUCCCGCGAUAAAAACAGUUUCUGUGAGCUGUGCUACGUGAUGUUCAGUUCACACGUGGUCGCAAAGUCGCACUACGAAGGCAAAAUCCACGCAAAAAAUCUGCGUAAACGAAGUCUUCUUGUGUCAGUCAAGGACACAGCAGUGCAUAAUUCACCAGCUGUCACCCAGGAUCCCGUCAACUCCGACCAGAACUCGUCCCAGGAGGACGACCCGGAGUGCCACCAUGAGCCAACACCCACUUCAAACAUCUCAGCUUUCUCGAACACUGGGGUUGAUCUCAAAGAUCCCAACAAGUACUGCGCCCUGUGUGUUGCCUCUUUCAACAACCCUCAGAUGGCCUUGCAGCACUACAACGGACGCAAACACCAGAAAAAAAUGGCCAGACAGGAGCUCCUCAAAGCACAUGGAAAAGAUGCACAGCAAGGGAGCUCUUUCAUGUGCCAGAUGUGUGGCGUGUCAACCAACUCCCUAAAGAUGUACCAGGCUCACAUGCAGGGAAACAAACACCAGAUCAGGGAGAAGAAGUUGAGGAUCCUUUUUAAAUCCCAGCCAAAAGUCUACAGCACGUUCGCCGAUGAGCUGGCCGAUUACAUCCAAGUGCAAAAGGUCAGAGGAAUCACCCCCAAGACCAGUGAGGUUCUCCCUGAAGAAAACACACAGAACGACAAUUACAAAGAAGAAGAGGAAGUGCAGCACAAAGAUGUAAAUCAGUGCGAUUUGACUGCAGUGCCUGUGUUUCUGCCUCACUUCCCUCAAAUUUCCCUCCCUCCUCCUCAGCCUAAUCCUGGGCCGCGGUUUGCUUUCGCUCCAGCUCCAUCCUGGCCUCCUAUUGGCUGGCCCUACAGCAUUCCUCCUCCUCAUCCUCUCCUCCCCUCCCCAAGUUCCACGCAGUUUAUCAGCCGGCCCACAGAUACUGGACCGCAAAGAAGACUCUCUACCUCCUCCACGUGCACCACAUCAUCCUCCUUCUCUUCUCACAGCUCAGACGGAAGUGAAGGCGACGAAUGUGAAAGCAGGAACACAGAAAGGAGAAGAACAAAAAGACAUAGGGAAUAUGAGGAGUCUGAUGCAGCGGAGAGGAGGACGAAGAGGCAGAGGAUGGAGAGGAGUUAUGACUCUGAGGACAGGAGACGGGAGCAGUUUGGGGAAUCGGGGGAGGAGAGGAGCGGGAAAAAGCUUAAAGCUCACCGCAAGCGGACACGGAAACAAAAAACAUGUCAGCAGGAGGACUUUGAGGCGGACCAGGGAGGAAACACGACUGACAGCUCACAUUCACAGACUAAAACCAAUGCUGAAUGCAGCAAGAGUGGACACAGCAAGUCAGGCAAACCCAGGAAAGAGAAGAAAAGAGCUAAGGAAGUGGUUGACACAAGGACAGAGGAGGAGAAGCUGUGGGACGACUCGAUUCUGGGUUGUUAAGACUAAUAAAUCACACUAAUAUUAUUACUUUUCUCCGAAUACGUUUGUCAAAAAUGUCACUUUAUAACGCCUAAAUUGAUCAUAUCAAACAGAGCAGUAUAACUUUAUUUAUGUAUUGUUAUUAGCAGCAGUUUUAAAAAGGAAAUCAGAUCACUUCUGAAGGUCUAAUGUGAUGUUGCAUUGUGCUAGCUGGCUAGCCUUAAGUCUGGGGUUUUAAGGAAAUGUGUGUGAGUGUUAAUAAUCACUCACAAUCCCUGUCAAUUAUUGAAUAUAGCUGAAAAGUUUAUAUUUAUUUAUAUUAUGUUUUGCUAACCAUGCCACAGUAACCUUGAAACAAAUUGCUUUGAUUGUGAUCGCCCCCCCCCCCUCUAAUCUAGAACUGACUGUAGUGCCUUUGGUGUCCUCCAGUUGGCGAUAUUGAGCUUCAGUCAGAACCUCAGUGGAGGAAAUAAAAGCCCAUGGAUGCUGAAA